Molecule: messenger RNA, 665 nt
Organism: Prorocentrum cordatum
Lineage: Eukaryota; Dinophyceae; Prorocentrales; Prorocentraceae
Source: the annotation of a GenBank genome assembly
AGGCAUGGCUUCCUCCAGCGCUUCCGCCGACGCGCCCUCCAAAGCCGACGGCCCGAAGGGGCACCAGCCGGCAAGCGCCCCGGGGGCGGCCAGGGCCCAGGCGGCGGCAGCCAGCUUUGAGGAGGACCAGCUGCAGUGGGCCCUGGGCGAGUCGCUCCGGGAGGGGGGCGCCGCCGUGGCCGCCGGCGGCGCCGGGCCCGCGGAGGGUGCUGGCGCGGCCGAUGCUGCGCAGGCCGCCGCCGCCGCCGAGGCUGCUCGGGGCAUCGACGCCGCCGAGCGCCGCCGCCAGGACGCAGAGCAGCGCCUCGUCGACGCGCGCGCGCGCGAGGCCGCGACCGAGGUCGCGAGGGGGCGCAUCCGCGUCCAGCUGAGGGAGAACGAGGAGCUGAUCCAAGGCCUCACGGAGCGCCUGGACGAGACGCAGGCCCGCGUCCGCGCUGCGCGGCGCGAGUGCGAGGAGCUCGAGGCGGCCCUGGCGGCGCGCCGGGAGGGCGUCGGCGUCGGGCCGGCCAGCUUGCUGGACUGACCCGGGCCCCGAGACCGCCGGCGCGCCUCGGGGAAGCGCCGCGGAGCGUGAAGGAAAGGAAGGGCUGCGGCAGAUCAGCCAGCGGGGCCGCGAUCUGGAUCAUGAUGCGCGCCCCCAUUGACCUGUCCCUGUCCUGUAG